AUGACAAAGCUAUUCAAAGUACUUGAUACAAAUUUUACUACAAGUUUAGUUUACUUUUCAGGUGAAAAUGAUGAUAGUAGUGAUAAAUCUUAUUUUCCACAAAAUAGAAAACAAAAAGUUUUUUUAAAAAAAAAUGAUAAUGUUAUUUGUGGUGGUGUGUUGCUUUCAUCAAGUCUUGUAUUGACAACAGUAUCAUGUAUGGGUGGUGAAGCUUUAACUCAAGGUGUAGCAAAAGAUUAUCCAAAUAACUCAACUCAUCAUUAUAAUACUCAUCAAUCAAACAUGAUAACUGUAUCAUGGAACUCAAAAAUUUAUGAUGUUAAAUGGAUUGAGUCUCAUUCAUUUGUAAGACGAGUUGGAUCAGGAAUCAGAAAUCCAGUUGAUGGUCUUGCAAUUUUAAAACUUGAAAAAGAAAUAACAUUAAAAACAGUUAAUAAACAAAAAGACAGUCAACAAGUAUUUCCAUAUUUUGCACAUAUCAGUCAUGAUAGUAUUUUAAAUGAAGAAUUUAUACAGCUUAUGGAUUCAUCAAGUUAUGUUUUGAAUGGUGAAAUAAUAGCUUUUAAAAUUAAUCACGGUGAAAUUUGUAAAGGAGCUACUGAUGAUCAUGAUCAUGAUCGUCUAUGUGGUAUUUAUAUGGGUGAAAAAAAUAAAGAAUGUCGUAUAUAUCCUGGUGAUCCUGUCUUCAAUGCACGCUAUGAGCUUAUUGGAAUUACAGAAUCUUUUUAUAAUUGCAAAUACGAAGCAGUUCCUUUUACUUUCAUUAACCUUAGUCCACAUCUAUUUUGGAUUCACGAAUAUUUUUCUGAAUAG
Aphidius gifuensis is the source of this 813-nucleotide messenger RNA. RefSeq lists its product as uncharacterized. The record is from RefSeq and is a predicted model, not a curated record. The transcript is spliced from 4 exons. The coding region runs from base 1 to 813 and encodes 270 amino acids. Gene Ontology annotation, molecular function: serine-type endopeptidase activity. NCBI's taxonomy places the organism in Eukaryota, Metazoa, Arthropoda, Insecta, Hymenoptera, Braconidae. Gene Ontology annotation, biological process: proteolysis.